Morone saxatilis (striped sea-bass) is the source of this 2843-nucleotide messenger RNA. It is a transcript of the gene tlr1, whose product is annotated as toll-like receptor 1. Gene Ontology annotation, molecular function: protein binding; transmembrane signaling receptor activity. Lineage: Eukaryota; Metazoa; Chordata; Actinopteri; Moronidae. The record is from RefSeq and is a predicted model, not a curated record. Gene Ontology annotation, cellular component: membrane. Gene Ontology annotation, biological process: toll-like receptor signaling pathway; inflammatory response; immune response. The coding region runs from base 236 to 2638 and encodes 800 amino acids. The transcript is spliced from 2 exons.
AGAGCUUGUAUAAAUAAGCAAACGGGGGCAGAUUCUGACCGUCAUUUAUGUAAAUUUGAACCUCUGCAACUGAGACAAUCGCACAUAUUGAGCACAGAUACCUUCAGCUACUUCAUGUGACUGUUGACUUGGAAAGUAAUUAAAUAUGAUCGACUGCAACAUAUGAACUCAUUGAAAACUCAACAAAUCCACAAGCUUCUUCUGAAAAACCAUCUGACUUCAGUACAGGCAAACAAUGAGGCCUGUGACUACUGCCCUCUGGGCGACAGCCAUGUUGGUGGGACUCCAGCUGAGUGCUUUAUCCCCUGACGACAUCGUAGACCUCUCAUCAAAAAACCUCUCCUCCGUCCCGAGAGACCUGCCCCAGACGACUGAGAUUUUAGACCUUUCAUGCAACCACAUACAGCAGCUUCACCGAGGAGACUUCAAAAACACCACUCUUCUGAAGUUCCUCAACAUUUCCUGGAAUAGUUUGGAGGAGAUCGAUCCAGAGACGUUCCUCGACACGCCACUCUUGGAGAAUCUAGACCUGUCGCACAACAGGCUGACAAACCUGACAGGUCAGCAGUACCUCCUCCACACACAGAACCUUGUGGUGCUAAAUCUGACCCACAAUGUGUUUCUCACAAUGACACUGGGGAGUGAGUUCGGUUCCCUAGUAAAACUGGAGAGAUUAGCACUUGGAGCAAAAAAUAUCAGUAUGGGUGAUUUCAAGAAUAUUGCGGAAGUGAAGCUUCAUACGCUGACCCUUUGCCUUGAGGAUGCACUGGAUUAUGAAAGAGGCAGUCUGAACGAUGUUCAUGCUUACAGGCUUCAGAUGGCCUUCACUGGGCAUCAAAUAAUGGGCUGUGAUCUGUUUGCUGAUGCUCUGUCACUCUUUGUUGAAGUGGAGUUGACAAAUUUGACAGAAGGCUACAAAGACCUCAGUAGGCGGAUGAGUGAGAGAGCAGAGAUCCACACAUCACAUCAUUAUCUCACCAACAUAUCAAUCACAUGGGCCGACUUAACUCACUAUGUAAAUACGGUUCUGCGUACAUCUAUUGCCCAUCUGAGUGCCUCUGAUGUGAUCAUAUCUGAAUUGCCUUAUGUAGACACUCCGGUGGUUGAAACAUCUAAAAUGAAGUCCUUCACAGCCAGAAGGGCAGUGGUGAAUUCCUUCUUCUUUUCACAGGAGGCUGUAUACAACUUUUUUAUGAAUCAGCCAGUUGAGACUUUAGCACUUGUUGAGACUUCAAUCAUACACAUGACGUGCCCCAAGUUGCAGAGUCCUAUCCUCGAGCUGGACUUCUCCUUUUGUGCUCUAUCUGACACCAUCUUCUCCAGAGUGGAGGGUCAACAAAGAGUUGAAUGUGAGAAUUUGGGUAAUGUGAGGAAAUUGACUCUGGUAGGUAACAAUCUUAAGAACCUUCAGUUGUUGAGCAAACGCAUGCAAAACAUGAAGUCCCUGCAACAUCUGGACCUCAGCCUCAACUCUCUGUUUUAUGAUGGUCUUGAAGAAUGUGUUUGGCCACCAGACAUCACCAAUAUGAAUCUGUCGUCUAAUGGCCUGACAGACUUGGUUUUUAAAUGUCUACCAAAAGGAACAGAGAUACUGGACCUUCAGAACAACCAGGUUUCUGUAAUACCAUCAACCAUCUUGGAAUUAAAAAACCUUUCAUUUCUGAAUCUAAAUUUUAACAGGAUGCGGGACCUGCCAGCUUGUAAUGGUUUUCCUUUGCUGAAUGAGCUUCUGCUCAAGUCAAAUUCCCUCCAUGCCCCAUCUGUGAACAAACUGGAAAGCUGCCCCCAGCUGAAAAUCCUGGAUGUCAGUUCGAACCCUUUCACCUGCACCUGUGCUCUGAGAAGUUUCAUAAGUCUUGGCAUCAAGUCUGAAAAGAGUCACACAGGAAUUGAACUGUUAAGCUGGCCAUUGGGCUAUCACUGCACCUACCCAGAGGUAGUCAGAAACUCCAUCUUGAACAAAAUCUCGAUCCCAGAGGUGUCCUGUAAUGUUGGCCUUCUAGCUACCGCCAUCUUGUGCCCAGCAGUGGUCAUGAUUAUUGCAGUUGUGUCCCUGUGCCAUCGUUUGGAUGUUCCCUGGUAUAUAGGCAUGAUCUGGCAGUGGACCAGAGCCAAACAUCGUGCCAGAACUCGACAAGUUCGACCCGAAGAUCUGGUGGGUAUUGAGUUUCAUGCUUUUGUGUCUUACAGCCAGCAUGACGCAGACUGGGUGCACAAUUAUCUCCUCAAUAACCUUGAAGGCCCCGCCGGAGGGCUCCGAAUCUGCCAUCAUGAGAAAAACUUUGUGCCAGGGAAGACAAUUGUUGAGAACAUCAUCAACUGUGUGGAGAAAAGCAGACGCUCCGUGUUUGUGCUCUCUGGUCACUUCGUAAAGAGCGAGUGGUGCCAUUAUGAGCUGUACUUUGCCAGCCACCAACGCCUUGCUCAAGGCUCAGACAGCGUUGUGCUGGUGCUGCUCGAGCCUCUGCCUCAAUACCUGAUCCCAUCCAAGUACUACCAGCUGAAGUCCAUGAUGGGCCGACACACAUACUUGGAGUGGCCUCAGGACAGGGCCAAGCACAGGUUGUUCUGGGCUAACCUCAGGGCUGCCCUACAGGCAGACCUGCCAAAUGUACCAGUCACAGAACUAGAGGAGUGACUGUGGAAGCAACACUUAAUAAAGAUAAGGAAGGGAAAGAGGAAGUGUGAGUGUGGUACAGUUGGUUGUUCAUUUUCAAGUAUCCUUUAACUUUAACUUUUUUGAGCUAUGGCGUAUAAUUAUUAAUCUUGUACUAUGAGCUGGAGAUUAAGACUGUUCUUGUAAUAAUUCAUAUAAUUCCUUGUAAUAAUUCAUAUAAUUCCAU